This is a messenger RNA of Cetraspora pellucida, 3666 nucleotides long. The record is from the annotation of a GenBank genome assembly. NCBI's taxonomy places the organism in Eukaryota, Fungi, Glomeromycota, Glomeromycetes, Diversisporales, Gigasporaceae.
AUGGCUAAUAGACCAUCUCAAGGUGCCGGUAGUCGUUACACAAUCUUAAUUAUUGAAAACCCGGUGAAUCAACCUCCAAAUAAUUGGCCAAGAUGUUAUCCGAUACUUUAUCAUGAUAUUGAAAACGAUUUUACAAAUGAAGAUCAUAAGAAAAAACUUCGUGCAUCUUAUUUUCUUUUUAAAUCACAUUCUUUGGCUGAUAUUGCAAUUGCGGCAUCAAGAUUUAAUCCAGCGCAAAUAUUGUCUCAACUCAUCGCUUCAGCAUUAUAUCUUAUCAUUAUGCCUGUUGGUGAUUUCUUGGCUAGACAUUUAAGUCUUUAUGCCGGUUACAAGUAUUAUUUCUUUGGUGAAUUCAUUGUAAUUUUAUUUGGUGUAAUUAUUGGUGUUGGAUUUAUAAAUGAAGGUAGUAGUGGAACGCUUGGUGCAGUAAAAUUGUUUGAAAUGGGAUAUUACGUAGCUGAAUUAUUAAUAAAAAACACUACUCAUAGUGAUACCGAUCAAGUUAUUAAUAUUUCAAAACGAACAGAUUCACCAUUGCAUAAUUCUCAGGAUCUUUUAAAUAGUGUUAUCGAAGAGUUAUGUGACUUGUAUAAUAAAGAAGUUAUGAAUGAAUAUUGUAAUGGCAUAAUUAUUUACUCAAUAGAUCAGCAUUUUACAAAUAAACAGCAAAAUCCAGGAGAAAUAAUCAACUUAUGUUUAAAUAAUCAAACAAAUCAUACUGUUCAAACCAAUUCUAUAAUUCAACAUAUUCUCGCAAUAAUAUGUCCCAACUCAGUAUGUCAAUGUGAUGAAAAAUUGGAAGUAAUAGAGGAUUGUGAGCAUUGUAAAAAUAAUACAAAAUGUGAGGAAGAAUACGCGAUAAUAUGUGAUGAUUGUCUUCAUGAAGUAUUAGAAAGAGAAUUUGCUAACUGGUCGAGUGAAAAUUUGCAAAUCAAUCAAUUUUUUAGAAAAGCACAGCAAGGCACAUUUGAUGCAGUAAUUUCUGCAAAAUGGAGCCAGGGUGCAAAAAAAAUACAAAGGUCUAAUAAUAAGCGCUAUUACAUUCGAUCAGAUCCCUGUAUGGUUGUUUUAAAGUUUAUAAACCAAUCUUCACUUAUAGAAAAGCAGCUACAAGACCGAUCUGAUUGUUGUUGUUUAUACGGAAUUACUCAAGAUCCUUCAACAUUAGAGUAUAUAUUUGUAGAACCCACGCAUCUAUGCGACAGUUGUCUUCAUAAAGUAUUAAAAAAGGAGUUUUCUAACUGGUCAAGUGAAAAUUUGCUAAUUGAUGAAUUUAUUAGAAAAGCGCAGCAGUCAUUACAAUAUAGUCGAUAUCCUGAAUGGAUUCCAUAUAAUUGUUUCACAGAAAUAAAAAAUAUUAGUAGAGGCGAACUUGGUGCGAUAAUUUCUGCAAAAUGGAGCCAAGGAGCUAAAAGACUAAGUAAUGAUAAUGAGCGCUAUUACAUUCGAUCAGAUCCCUGUGCUGUUGUUCUAAAGAAGUUUAUAAAUCAAUCUUCACUUAUAGAAAAGCAGCUUCAAGACCGAGCUGAUUGUUGUUGUUUAUAUGGAAUUGCUCAAGAUCCUUCAAACUUAGAGUAUAUAUUUGUAGAACCCACGUGUCUAUGCGACAGUUGUCUUCAUAGAGUAUUAAAAAGGGAGUUUUCUAACUGGUCAAGUGGAAAUUUGCUAAUUGAUGAAUUUAUUAGAAAAGCACAGCAGUCAUUAUCUUAUAGCCGAUAUCCUGAAUGGAUUCCAUAUAAUUACUUCACCGAAAUUGAAUCUAUUAAUAGAAGCGAACUUGGUGCGAUAAUUUCUGCAAAAUGGAGCCAAGGUGCUAAAAAAAUGCAAAAUUUUAACAAUGAACGCUAUUACAUUCGAUCAGAUCCCUGUUCAGUUGUUCUAAGGAAAUUUAUGAAAGAACCUUUAUUUACAAAUAAGCAGCUUCAAGAUCGAUCUGACUGUUGUUGCUUAUAUGGAAUUACACAAAAUCCUUCGACAUUAGAAUAUAUAUUUGUAGAACUCACAUAUUUAUGCGACAAUUGUCUCCAUAGAGUGUUAAAAAGCGAGUUUUCUAACUGGACCAGUAAAAAUUUACAAAUUGAUGGAUUUAUUCAGCAAGCACAAAUUUCAUCUUCUUAUAUCCAGUUCCCUGAAUGGAUUCCAUAUAACUAUUUCACAGAAAUAAACUAUAUUAAUAGAGGCGAACUUGGUGCGACAAUUUCUGCAAAGUGGAGUCAAGGAACUAAAAGAAUACAAAAUUUUAACAAUGAACGCUAUUACAUUCGAUCAGAUCCCUGUUCGGUUGUUCUAAGGAAAUUUAUGAAAGAACCUUUAUUUACAAAUAAGCUGCUUCAAGAUCGAUCUGAUUGUUGUUGCUUAUAUGGAAUUACCCAAAACCCUUCGACAUUAGAAUACGUAUUUGUAGAAUCCACAUAUUUAUGCGACAAUUGUCUUCAUAGAGUGUUAAAAAGCGAGUUUUCUAAUUGGACCAGUGAAAAUUUACAAAUUGAUGGGUUUAUUCAACAAGCACAAAUUUCAUCAUCUUAUAUCCAGUUCCCUGAAUGGAUUCCGUACGACUCACUAACUAAAAUAGAAUCUAUUGGCAUAGGCGGGUUCGGUGCUGUAUAUUCUGCAAGAUGGGACAAGGGAAUAAAAUUGGUUUCCAUAAUAGACGGAGACAAAUAUUAUACUCGAUCUGAUCCCUGUACUGUUGCAUUAAAACAAUUAAAAAGUGAAAAGGAUUCUGUUCAUAUUUUUCUUAAGGAGAUUCAAGCUCAAUUUAAUUGCUGUCAUUUAUAUGGCGUUACUAAAAAUCCUUCGACAUCACAAUAUAUGUUCGUAAUGCGUUAUGCACCACAAAGUGAUCUUCGACGAUUCCUGCAGAAAAAGUUUGAUAAACUAACUUUAGAAAAUAAAUUAAACAUAGCACAGUCUAUAUGUACAGAACUUCAAAAUAUUCAUGAUAAAGGUUGGGUACACGGCGAUCUUCAUUGUGGAAAUAUUUUAUUAUUAAAUGAGGAAGAUGCUUUUAUUUCAGAUUUUGGACUAUGUCGACCAGUGAAUGAAGCGCAGAUGACUGAAAAGAAACUUUAUGGAGUCAUACCAAAUGUGGCACCAGAGAUACUUCGUUGUCAAUCGCCAUAUUCUCAGGCAGGUGAUAUUUAUAGUUUAGGUAUUAUUUUAUGGGAAUUAGCUUGUGGGAUUCCAGUAUUUUCAAACAGGGCGCAUGACGUAACUCUAAUAACAGAUAUUUGUGAUGGUCUUCGACCAAAAACGUGCCAUUUUAUGCCUCCAACUUAUAAUGAUAUGCUAAGAAAAUGUUGGGAACAAAAUCCUUUAGAACGACCGAAUAUAGCUAUGGUAUUGGAUUUGAUUCGACUAUUAUCUAUAUGUUAUAGGUAUCCCAAAUGGCUGAAUAAGACAGAGAGAUCGACAUUCAAUGAAUAUGAUAAAUAUGCAUAUAAACUUAAAGAAUCUGAAUGGGCGAAUCAGGAUUCGAAAUUAAAACAAGAAUUGCUCAAUUCGCAUAAUGCAACUAUAACAUAUAAUUCGAUGAAAUGGAAACCGGAUAUCCCUGUUCAUCCGAAUGCAGUAUACACAAGUCGCGUGAUUAGUAUUAACAAUGGAUAUAAGACUUGUCAAAGCGAUAUGGCACUUCCUCUUCAUUAUGAAAUUUCAGAUAUAUAA